Penicillium malachiteum is the source of this 645-nucleotide messenger RNA. RefSeq names its product Vps55 family protein. NCBI's taxonomy places the organism in Eukaryota, Fungi, Ascomycota, Eurotiomycetes, Eurotiales, Aspergillaceae. Gene Ontology annotation, cellular component: endosome; Vps55/Vps68 complex. The record is from RefSeq and is a predicted model, not a curated record. Gene Ontology annotation, biological process: late endosome to vacuole transport via multivesicular body sorting pathway. The transcript is spliced from 3 exons. The coding region runs from base 1 to 645 and encodes 214 amino acids.
AUGGGGAAGCUGAAGCAGGCAGUUAAGGUGACGCGGUGUGAGAGCUCUUGUGGCCUGAGGUGUCAACAUCCAGUGACCUUCAGGCGCCAACGUCACUCGCAUUCCUACAGCUUCCUCCGCCCCCUCGAACCCUAUGGCGCUGCCAGUCCACACCAACUGAGUUAUUCGUGUUCUAAUCCUUGUGCGCACCAUAAUCCCUUGUAUCUCGCAUUUAUCUCGUCUCGAACCAGCAGCCACUUCGACUCCGACUCCGCAACAAUGGCGGCUGGUAUCAAGACCAUCAUCGCACUCUCAUUCGUUCUUGCGAUCGGGUUCCUCCUCGUUAUCCUCUCCUCCGCUCUCUGGCACAAGUACUGGCCGCUACUGGUUGUUGGCAUCUAUGUGAUUGCGCCGCUUCCCAAUUGGAUCUGUUCACGAUGUGCAAACCCAGAUGAUUUCAUGGACAGCUCGUCCAAUGCGGCGAUGGACUUUGGUCGCUUCAUGACUGGAUUUUUGGUCCUGACGGGUAUUGCACUCCCUAUCGUUCUUGCACACAGCGGAGAAAUCCAAAUCCCCGCCAUGAUCAUGUCGAUUUUCGGUGGUCUGUUGAUCUACGGAACUAUUAUUAGCUUCUCGAUGUUCUUCCAAGAACAGGAAGAAUUUUGA